Messenger RNA from Nelumbo nucifera (sacred lotus), 2234 nucleotides. RefSeq names its product putative indole-3-acetic acid-amido synthetase GH3.1. Gene Ontology annotation, cellular component: cytoplasm. NCBI's taxonomy places the organism in Eukaryota, Viridiplantae, Streptophyta, Magnoliopsida, Proteales, Nelumbonaceae. The record is from RefSeq and is a predicted model, not a curated record. Gene Ontology annotation, molecular function: acid-amino acid ligase activity.
UCUUCACACUCCCAGACCUCCAACCUAAACCAAUUAUCCAUCUCUCUCUGUUCCCCCUCGCUUAAUUCUCUCUGUCUCUCUUCAGUUUCCUCUCCCGCAAGGCCGCAACUGCCAACUCACUCCGUCGCUCUUUCUCUUCAGAAAUGUCUACUGAUUCUUCAAUUUCGUAUCAUCACGACUCUGCUAUUGAUGAGAAACACGCAAAAGCGCUUCAGUUCAUCUUAGACAUGACUAAAAAUGCAGACUCGGUUCAACAGAAAGUGUUGGCCGAGAUUCUCGCUCAAAAUGCGGAAACCGAGUAUCUUAGGCGAUACCAGCUGGGUGGGUCGACCGAUCGUGACACCUUCAAGUCGAAGGUCCCCGUGGUCACUUAUGAGGAUCUUCAACCUGAAAUCCAACGCAUCGCUAAUGGCGAUCGUUCCGCCAUAUUAUCGGCACACCCUAUCUCUGAGUUCCUCACGAGUUCUGGAACUUCGGCUGGCGAAAGAAAACUCAUGCCCACCAUUCAGGAAGAGUUGGACCGUCGCCAGGUCCUCUACAGUCUUCUCACGCCUGUGAUGAACCUUUACGUACCGGGACUGGACAAGGGGAAGGCACUCUACUUUUAUUUCGUGAAAUCCGAGACAAAGACGCCAGGUGGUCUGUUGGCCCGCCCGGUUCUCACCAGCUACUACAAGAGCGACCACUUCAAGACCAGGCCCUACGACCCUUACAAUGUCUACACCAGCCCCAACGAGGCAAUCCUCUGUCCUGAUUCCUUCCAAAGCAUGUACACCCAGAUGCUUUGUGGCCUCUACCAGCGAGAGGAAGUCCUCCGAGUCGGUGCCGUCUUCGCAUCCGGCCUACUCAGAGCCAUCCGCUUCCUUCAACUCAAUUGGAGAGAACUGGUGAACGAUAUCGCUACCGGGACCCUGAGUCCCAAGAUUACCGACCCUUCAAUCCAAAAAUGCAUGGUGCCUCUCCUUAAGCCCAACCCAGAACUCGCUGAAUUCAUUACCAGAGAGUGCUCGCAAGAGAAGUGGGAAGGAAUCAUCAGCAGAAUUUGGCCGAACACCAAGUACCUAGACGUGAUCGUCACGGGUGCCAUGGCCCAAUACAUUCCCACCCUUGAAUACUACAGUGGUGGCCUGCCCAUGGUAUGCACUAUGUACGCCUCCUCCGAGUGCUACUUCGGCCUUAACCUCAAACCAAUGUGCAAGCCCUCGGAGGUGUCCUAUACCAUCAUGCCAAGUAUGGCCUACUUUGAGUUCAUCCCCCACGAACCAUCCUCGGCUUCCCUGACUCGUGACUCCCCUCCUCCCCGUCUUGUGGACCUUGUGGAUGUAGAGUUGGGGAAAGAGUACGAACUGGUGGUCACUACCUACGCGGGGCUGUACCGAUACCGAGUCGGAGACAUACUCCGGGUCUCUGGGUUCCACAACUCGGCGCCACAGUUCCACUUCGUGAGGAGAAAGAACGUGCUGCUGAGUAUCGAUUCCGACAAGACAGACGAAGCCGAGUUGCAGAACGCGGUGGAGAACGCGUCGAUGCUCUUACGCGAGUUCAACACUAGCGUGGUUGAGUACACAAGCUUCGCCGACAGCAAGAGUAUCCCGGGGCAUUACGUGAUCUAUUGGGAGUUACUGGUGAAGGACCCGAGCAAUUGGCCUACCGAACAAGUGCUGAACAAUUGUUGUCUAGCCAUGGAAGAAUCACUGAACUCGGUCUACAGACAAGGUAGGGUGGCGGACAACUCGAUUGGUCCCUUGGAGAUAAGGGUGGUGAAAAGCGGUACGUUCGAAGCACUAAUGGAUUACGCAAUCUCGAGGGGUGCUUCCAUCAACCAAUACAAGGUGCCAAGGUGUGUGAACUUCACACCCAUCAUGGAGCUCCUUGACUCCAGAGUGGUGUCUGUGCAUUUUAGCCCAGCCCGCCCACAUUGGACCCCAGAACGACGACGGUGAUGGGACUUGAGGCGAUGUAGCGAACCGAAUAAAUUAAAAUUCUGAAUGUCUCGACCACCAACUGAAACAGCUUUUGGAAAAAUUGACUAGUUUAAUUUCCUUUUUUUUCCUCUUAUUUGUAUUGUUAUGCUUUACUUUGGCUACUCUGUUUAGGUUUUUUGAGAAAGCGCCCUUCGACCUUUCAUUUUCAUGGCAGGAUUUGUAAUAUCAAAUAACCUGGCUGUAAGCAUAAUGGACUGUCGUCUUGGAUGCAAUGCAUGUUUAUGAAUAUUUUCUUCUUAAUUUCUUUUC